Cynoglossus semilaevis (tongue sole) is the source of this 2641-nucleotide messenger RNA. RefSeq names its product MARVEL domain containing 2a (gene marveld2a). NCBI's taxonomy places the organism in Eukaryota, Metazoa, Chordata, Actinopteri, Pleuronectiformes, Cynoglossidae. The coding region runs from base 309 to 935 and encodes 208 amino acids. Gene Ontology annotation, biological process: bicellular tight junction assembly. The transcript has 6 exons. The record is from RefSeq and is a predicted model, not a curated record. Gene Ontology annotation, cellular component: apical plasma membrane; cytoplasmic vesicle; bicellular tight junction.
CAGACCGACUGCUUCCAUGGAACAUGAAUAUAAAACUGUGUUUUUAGACGACCUCACCUGAGAUACAGAGCAGCUAGACCAAAAGAAUAAUCAAAUAUAUUAAUGACGAUAUUUCCAUCAGCUGUUUUUUCCCCCCAUAUUUGAUCAUCCAUAGCAUACAUGCAUUUUCUUUGGCAGGCGUCAUAUAUGUGCGCGACACAACCCGUGGAGGACUCUGCUCAUAUCCUGUUUUUAACAACGGCAUCAACGGGGCGUUCUGCAGAACAGAGGCUGGUCAGACGGCCGCCAUCAUCUUCCUGUUUGUCACCAUGGUCAUUUAUCUGAUUGGAGCCAUUGUGUGUCUCAAGCUGUGGAGACAUGAAGCUGUACGCAGAUAUAGGGAGAAGUACGGCUGCGAGAUGUUGUCCACUGAGAGGCCAGCUGCUCAUCCAUUAGUUCCGGCUCCGGCUCUGGCUCCGGCUCCAGUUCAGGUCCAAGGGUCUUCAGUGGUUCCCAUCCAUGGUGUUCCCAAAGCAGUGCCAGCAAAAGUUUUACAGGGAGCUAUUCCAUCAGGCCACAUUCCAAAACCUGUCAUCGUUCCUGACUACAUCGCUAAAUACCCAACGAUAAAGACCGAUGAGGAGCGAGACCAGUACAGAGCCGUGUUCAACGACCAGUACGCCGAGUACAAAGAGCUCCACUCUGAGGUGCAGUCUACGAUGAAGAAGUUUGAUGAGAUGGACGCCAUGAUGAACAGUCUGCCCCAACACGCCUCCAGCCACAUGGAGGUUGAUCGCAUUAACAGAAUUCUUCAAGAAUACCAGAGAAAAAAGAAAGAUCCAACAUUUCUGGAGAAGAAAGAGCGAUGUGACUACCUGAAGAACAAACUGUCUCACAUCAAACAGAAGAUCCAAGAAUAUGACAAAGUCAUGGAGUGGAACGACGGCUACGGCUAGACCGCAGUAGCACCUUCCCUCCACAGCACUACCGUUACAGACAUAUAUUCACAAUUAUGCCAGUAAUGAUGCUGAAGAUCACAUUUCCAACACUGAAGCACCACAUUUACAGUCCACUGUGUUUGUUUUAAUAUAACAGUGACUCUCAUCUCAUCAUACAGAAAAGCUGUUUGAAAAAUACAUAUCCUAGACCAGACAUCUGCCACAUAUUAAUUUGUAACACUAACAACAAGAUCCACCGUCUGCUUUCAAAGAAAUGGGUGGAAAAACGUGAAUCCACUACAUCCAACGAUACUAGCAACGAUGUAUAUAAAUUAAAGCAAAAAAAAGUCACUACGUUGAGCUCCGAAACUGCUGCAAACGAUCCCCUCCAAUCAGUUGUUAAUGUUAAUGUGUCUUUUUUAGCUGUAGCGUCUGAUUAUGUUAAUAUGUUAAUGACUGUGAAAUAUGUUUCAUUGAACCAUCAGUGGUGAAAUUAGUGAAUCUGGUAAAAGAAAAAACAUCAACAACAGCUUAUUGUCUUUUACCCCAGUGAUGUUUUUUUUACCUGUGGCUUUAAUUGAAACUAGUUAUAAAUGUCUGUUGUUUUAUUGUAUUUCUGUGUUUAACAAAGCCCACAUUUACAACCACAGUGGUGGGUGUUUUCAGCUUACAUUAAUAACAUUGAUUGACCUUCCUGGUGGAGUGGAGCUGUGGACAAUGCUAACUCAUUCAUUCUUUGUGAUGGUAACAUUGUUUGCUUUGGGUUUGCUCAUUCUUGGAACUAUCCCGUAGCACUUCCCCUAAGGUUAAAGAUCCCUCCUUACACUUCACCCUGCGCCUCUACCUCAACCUGAUGUGUAAACACUUCACCUACUGUACAUUUGAAUCUCCCACGUUGCUGUUGCUAGAGGUAGAGCUGAGGGUGAAUUGAGUUUCUUUAAAGAGAUACCCUUUUUAAGGAUUGUUUUUUUUUGUACAAAUAAUUAAUGUUGUUGAAUGAAAAUGUCAACGUGCACCUUUGUCUAAAAACAUGUAAAAUGUGCUGCAUUUUUUAUGGUUUUUGGUCUUUAUGUUAACCAGGAAAGCAAGCUAGCUGUGUCCCAAAACAUCAAGUUAUACCCGUACACUGGACUGAGUGUGUUUUCUGUGUGUAUGUAAAACUGUAACCACAGAAGCUAAAGUUAACCACGUUAUCUCUGACAUUACUGGUGUCAGAUGUGAAUGUUUUUCCCUGUACUUAAUAGGAGUGCUGCAGGUUUACGUUUGGUCCUGGUUCACCUUUUAAAAUAUUAUUACCUUUCUGUUGUUUGUGUUAUUUGUCACAUGUCCACAUAAAUUUCACAUUAUCAAUCCUUAAAAAUACCACUACUCGCUUGGAAGAGAGAUGAUUGGUUUUAAUUGCAAGCAUUUGUUUGUAACGUGCAGCUGAAUCUAAAAAUCUACAUGUACAAUGUUGUGUUUUUUGUUUUGACACUGUUUGCAUUUCACUGAGUAACUUUUUUUUACUUUAUUGUUACAUGGGAUUCCUCAAUUGCAAAUAUAUAUUUACGCCCAUGCUUUUUUCAUACCAAACUAAUCAGCUAAAUGGAAAUGCUGAAUUUAAUUUUUCCAUUGUCUUUUAUAAGUAACUGGAACUGUAAGUAAUUGACUCUACGUGUCCAUUUACUUUCAUAAUUUAAAUGUUUGGUGCUUCCUGGUUUGAAUACAAUUCUGCCUGUAUGAAA